This is a messenger RNA of Amphimedon queenslandica, 443 nucleotides long. RefSeq names its product asparagine--tRNA ligase, cytoplasmic-like. Gene Ontology annotation, biological process: asparaginyl-tRNA aminoacylation. The annotation marks the transcript as partial. The record is from RefSeq and is a predicted model, not a curated record. Gene Ontology annotation, cellular component: cytoplasm. Lineage: Eukaryota; Metazoa; Porifera; Demospongiae; Haplosclerida; Niphatidae. Gene Ontology annotation, molecular function: ATP binding; asparagine-tRNA ligase activity. The transcript has 6 exons.
GUAUUAUCUAAUGUUCUGUGUCAGUCAUAUGAAGCUCUCCUGCUCUCAACUGAAGCUACUGUUAAAGUGUAUGGUGUGAUCAAAGCACUGCCUGAAGGGAAAUCGGCUCCAGGUGGUCAUGAGUUGGUGUGUGAUUAUUGGGAGGUGGUUGGGCUCUCUCCUCCAGGUGGAGCUGAUAAUCUAGUGAACGAGGACUCACUGGUUGAUGUCCAGUUAGACCAAAGACACAUGAUGCUAAGGGGAGACGUGUUGUCAAAGAUAUUCCGAGUUCGUUCAAUGGUGGGACAUUGUUUUCGUCAGCACUUCUUUGACAGAGGAUAUGUUGAGGUAACUCCUCCCACUUUGGUGAAGACACAAGUUGAGGGCGGAGCCACCUUAUUCAAACUGGAUUAUUUUGGUGAUGAGGUAUGAAUCAUGAUACUUGUAGUACAACUUUAGUUGUG